GAUGACCCGCCCCUUGCGCUGGGGCCGCCCUCUGCGCUGCCUGAGAGGCCGAGCGGGGUUUUCCGGGGCGCUUUUAUGUUACGAGCCCUGUCUGUGGGCUCCCAGGGCCGGGCGCUUUCUGAGCGCAGGGACGGGACGCGCCGAGGGGGUCGCAGAGGCGUUGAGUGAGGGACUCCCUGGUCCUCCGGCUACGCUCAGGGCGGCCUGCUAAGGGCCUCAGGAGCAAGGACCCCCUUUUUGUCAAAAUGGCAGCGCCCAGCGUGCUGUGAGGGUAUCUUUAAGGGAGGGGGUGCGUCGGGUAAGAGCCUUCCCCAGGAGAGUAGGCAGCGUGCCACGCUUCAGAGUUUGAAACACCCAGGUUCGGGUCUCCUGGGCGAGCGGUGGGAUCCCUGCAUCUUUCCUGCUUUCUGUUCAGAGGCGGGAUUCUUCCAUUUUCUCGAUUGUUCUGGAUCCCCAAUUUGCUGUGGUUUCAUCAGCCAUAGGAGAUUGGAGGAACUGCCGUACUGUCUUCUACAGCAGCUUUACCAUUUUACAUUUCUGUCAGCAGUGCACCAGGGUUCCAAUUUCUCCAGACAGGAGAUACUAUCUCUUUUGGGAUUAAAACAGACUGAAAGAAUCUGUGAAAGAAGUUUCUACAAUGGUUUGCUCAGCUCUCAGGAGAGUUGCCCAGGUGCAUGCUUACCUGGUGAGGAAGUCCAGUAGUGUCUCCAAAGGCCAUCAUUGUCAGGCCUUGGGCUCGAGAUCUGCUGCUUCGGAGCCUGCUGCCCGAGGAGCUCCAGGUGGCAUGGUGGAGCUGCUGGGCAAAUCUUAUCCUCAGGAUGACUAUAGCAACCUCUCCCGGAAGGUCCUCUCCAAGGUCGGCAGGAAUCUGCACCACCAGCAGCAUCACCCACUCUGGCUGAUCAAGGAGAGGGUGAAGGAGCACUUCUACAAGCAGUAUGUGGGCCGCUUCGGGACUCCGCUGUUCUCCGUCUAUGAUGACCUUUCUCCAGUGGUCACCACCUGGCAGAACUUUGACAGCCUGCUCAUCCCAGCUGACCACCCCAGCAGGAAGAAGGGAGACAACUAUUACCUGAACAGGACUCACAUGCUGCGAGCACACACAUCUGCACACCAGUGGGACCUCCUGCACGCUGGGCUAGAUGCCUUCUUGGUGGUGGGCGAUGUCUACCGGCGCGACCAGAUCGACUCCCAGCACUACCCAGUGUUCCACCAGCUGGAGGGUGUCCGACUCUUCUCUAAGCAUGAGUUAUUUGCUAGCAUAAAGGAUGGAGAAAGCCUACAGCUCUUUGAACAGAGUUCUCGCUCUGCCUGUAAACAAGAGACACACACCAUGGAAGCCAUGAAACUCGUCGAGUUUGACCUUAAGCAAACACUUACUAGGCUUGUAUCACAUAUUUUUGGAGACGGACUGGCCAUUAGAUGGGUAGACUGCUACUUCCCUUUUACUCAUCCUUCCUUUGAGAUGGAGAUCAACUUCCAUGGAGAAUGGCUAGAAGUCCUUGGCUGUGGGGUGAUGGAGCAGCAACUGGUGAAUUCAGCGGGUGCUCAUGAUCAGAUCGGUUGGGCCUUUGGCCUAGGACUGGAAAGACUGGCCAUGAUCCUCUAUGACAUCCCUGACAUCCGCCUCUUCUGGAGUGAGGAUGAGCGUUUCCUGAAGCAAUUCCGUGUGUCAGAUAUCAACCAGCAUGUGAAAUUCCAGCCUUUUAGCAAAUACCCCGCUGUGAUAAAUGACAUCUCAUUCUGGUUGCCCUCUGAGAAUUAUAUAGAAAACGAUUUCUAUGACUUGGUACGGACAAUUGGAGGAGACCUGGUGGAAAGAGUUGAUCUGAUAGACAAGUUUAAACAUCCAAAGACACACAAGAUCAGCCACUGCUACCGCAUCACGUACCGCCACAUGGAGCGGACCCUGUCCCAGAGAGAGGUCCGGCACGUGCACCAGGCGGUGCAGGAGGCCACGGUGCAGCUGCUGGGCGUAGAGGGCAGGUUUUGAGGCCACCGCCUGGACCAAGCUGCCGCCGCUCAAGGCUCCGGGGAUUUGUGGGAGAGAAAAGGCUACUGUUAGUGGAUGGGGGCAUCUGUCAUGUUUUGAUAAGUGGGUCAGUGUUGGGACUUUCAGAAAAUAAAGGAUCGCUCCUAAGAA
Molecule: messenger RNA, 2143 nt
Organism: Mustela lutreola (European mink)
Lineage: Eukaryota; Metazoa; Chordata; Mammalia; Carnivora; Mustelidae
Gene: FARS2
Product: phenylalanyl-tRNA synthetase 2, mitochondrial
Exons: 10
Coding region: 638-1993 (451 amino acids)
Biological process (GO): phenylalanyl-tRNA aminoacylation
Cellular component (GO): cytoplasm; mitochondrion
Molecular function (GO): tRNA binding; ATP binding; phenylalanine-tRNA ligase activity
Source: RefSeq, a predicted model, not a curated record